Telopea speciosissima is the source of this 942-nucleotide messenger RNA. RefSeq lists its product as uncharacterized. The transcript has a single exon. The record is from RefSeq and is a predicted model, not a curated record. Lineage: Eukaryota; Viridiplantae; Streptophyta; Magnoliopsida; Proteales; Proteaceae. The coding region runs from base 1 to 942 and encodes 313 amino acids.
AUGGCUGCUUUCAAUGAUUGCAUUGAUGACUUGGGCAUGGAUGAUCUUCAUUGGACUGGUCCCACUUUCUCUUGGAGCAAUAAAAGGGUUGGGAUUCAUCGUAUUGAUUGCAAGCUUGACCGAGUUAUGGUCAAUGAUUUUUGGCUUACCUCCUUUCCCUCUUCCUCUGCCACCUUCGAUACCCCCGGUAUUUCUGACCAUAGUCACAUCUCUCUUUCUGUUCAGCCUUAUACCUCCUUUGGUCCUAAACCUUUCAAGUAUUUUGACAUGUGGUCUUCCCACCCCACUUUUCUUACUACUGUCAAGGAUGCCUGGGAAAAACCAGUCCAAGCUUUCUCUUCCCCCCUUAUUGCUUUUGCUAGGAAGCUCAGGAAUGUGAAAGAAUCUCUUAAGGUUUGGAACUCCAACAUUUUCGGCAAUAUCUCCCUGCAGGUCCAAGAUUGCAAGGAUAGGCUGUCUUCCAUUCAGCUGCAAAUUCAAUUGGAUCCCCUGAACUGUCAACUUGCUGCUGAUGAAAAGGCUGCCUCCCAUGACCUAUCUGUUCUUCUAUCUCAAGAGGAAAGUUUCUUAUGGCAGAAGGCUAGAAUUAAAUGGCUGGAGUUAGGGGACUCCAAUUCAGCCUACUUCCACGGAUCCCUGAAGUCUAGAUCAAACUUCAAUGCCAUUUUACAGCUGGCUGGUCCCGAUGGCUCUCCUAUUACUAAUGUGAAAGACAUCAAAGAUAUGGCUGCAUCCUACUUUAAGGAUCUUUUUAAUGGCCCUCCAGGUGCUGCAGAUUCUAUCCCCAAUGAUCUUCUCAAAAAAUUUAUUCCUAUUGAGCUAAUUCAGUCCCUUGGUGCCAUUCCUUUGGAGGAGGAAAUCACUACUGCUAUCCACUCUUUCAAGCUGAAUUGUGCUCCUGGUCCGGAUGGUUUCAGCAUGGGUUUCUUCUUAGCCUCUUAG